UCAAAAUCCCAACUCCAACCUACUAAAAUCUCAACUCCAACUCCAACUCCGCCAAAGUCAACUCCGACUCCAACUCCAACUCUAACAAAAAAAUCCUCAACUCCGGAGUUGGAGUUGCCCAGCCCUGGUACUGUUAAUCUCUAUUUCGGAUCUCAAGUUGUCGGAAGCGAAACUGGUAUUAUAUAUAACAACGAAAUGGAUGAUUUUUCAUCUCCAGAUUCUAUAAGUUAUUUUGGUGUACCAAGUUCAAAAGCAAACUUUAUUGAACCAAGUGCGAGUGAAGGAACAAAAAUAACGACAACUGUAGCUCAGGUAGCGAUGAAAAAUUUAUGGUCUAAUCAAAAUAUUAAAGAUACAAUUGAUGCUCUUCGAAUUCAUCAUCAGUUAUUGCCACCUGAAUUGUUAGCAGAAGACGGAUUUGAUCCUCAAAUUUUGUCUCAGUUAGCUAAACGUGGUCACAAAAUAAAUUGCACUGCCUAUGGUGGUUCGGUCGUACAAGGUAUCGAAUGGCGAGAUGACACACUAGAGCUGUGGACAAACAGUGAUAAUAGAAAAGGCGGUGCACCGGAUGACUAUUAA
Molecule: messenger RNA, 579 nt
Organism: Didymodactylos carnosus
Lineage: Eukaryota; Metazoa; Rotifera; Eurotatoria; Philodinida; Philodinidae
Source: the annotation of a GenBank genome assembly